AAGAAAUUAGUAGGACCAUUGUUUGAGAAACAGGUCUGGUAUACUUUCCCUAAUUAAAAUGGAAUAUCAGCAGUCCUCAUUCACUCCAAUGCCCUCAAUUCAGCUGAUCCGCAAACCAAAUGUCUCUUAAAUUCCACUUGCCUCAUCUCCACCCGGAAUUACGCCGGCGCCGAUUUCAUCCUGAUGAAUAUUGACGGCAAAGUGCCUCUCUAUUUCUCUCCUUCCCCCGAGCGCUCUUGAUCCCCAUGGCUAUUUCGAGUUUGAGGCGGGUCGCAAAAUGCCUUGUACCAAGUGCUAGGUCUAGGUGUUGUGAGAUAACUCAUUGUCUGCGAACAUCCCCAGUUGGAUUCUGUUAUGGUACCAACAGAUUUUACUCACGCUGCAAUGCUCCCUGUGGAGGGUUUUCAUCACAUAUGUUUCAAGAGAUCAAAUACACAUUAUGGAGGAAUAAGGGGUACAAAAGUGUAGAUUUGUCAUCUGCAAGCUGCAGACUUUCAUACCGUGCCCAAAUUGCAUGGAGACGGCUUUUCGAAACAUAUUCCUAUAAUGGACCAAUGUUGCCACCCAUUAGUAGGAUAGCACGUGCAGUGAGUCUUGCUAUGUCUCGGUCGAAUCUGGUAGCUCCUGGUAUUCUGGCCUUCAUAAUUGGAGAGUUAAGAUGGAGCGAAAGAAGUUUAGCACAUGCUGAUUGCUUCCCUAUAAAAGACUCUCUCUACAUGCAUGCACAAGGUGGGCAUGUUUAUGCAACUUCAUUUAUAUUUUCUCUUUUAGAGGGACUGGUACUGUUUCUGAGAGCCAUAUACUUGGCAAUAUUGUUUUCUCCUUGCAUGGUAAUGGCUCCUUUUGCUGAUUCUCUUGGCAUGGAGUUCAGGAGAUCAUGGCUUCGUAUUGUCCGGGUAACAUUAGAGAAGGCUGGCCCAGCAUUUAUCAAAUGGGGCCAAUGGGCUGCAGCAAGACCUGAUCUGUUCCCAAGUGAUCUAUGCCAAGAGCUUGCUGAACUUCACAGCAAAGCACCAGCACAUAGCUUUGCAUACACGAAAAAUGCUGUCGAGAAGGCAUUUGGCCGCAAGCUGACUGAGAUUUUUGAUAAAUUUGAAGAAGAACCUUUGGCAUCUGGCAGUGUAGCUCAAGUUCAUCAAGCUACUUUGAAAUUCAGAUAUCCUCGACAGCAGGUUAAGCCUAUGCUCGUUGCUGUAAAAGUUAGACAUCCAGGUGUUGGUGAAGUAAUCCAAAGAGACUUUGUAUUGAUUAAUUUAUUUGCAAAAGCUUCAAAGUUCAUCCCUACAUUGAGAUGGUUGAGACUAGAUGAAAGCAUUCAACAAUUUGCUGUUUUCAUGAUGUCUCAAGUUGAUCUUGCCAGGGAGGCUGCCAAUUUGAGUCGAUUUAUCUACAACUUUCGUCACUGGAAGGACGUCUCUUUCCCAAAACCUCUUUAUCCUCUGGUACAUCCAGCUGUUUUGGUGGAAACUUACGAACAUGGAGAAAGUAUCCUACAUUAUGUUGACAAGCUUGAAGGACAAGCACACAUUAAAACCGCCCUUGCUCAUAUUGGAACUCAUGCGCUCCUAAAGAUGCUCUUGGUAGACAAUUUCAUCCAUGCAGACAUGCAUCCUGGAAACAUUCUUGUCCGGGAAUUGCCAAGCAUACUUUCAGCAAAAUCUUUGUUUAAACCAAGACCUCAUGUUAUAUUCCUUGAUGUAGGCAUGACUGCUGAACUUUCUAAAAAGGACAGAGACAAUUUAGUGGAUUUCUUCAAGGCUGUGGCACUUCGUGAUGGUCGCUGUGCUGCUGAGUGCACUCUGAAGUUAUCUAACAAACAGAGCUGCCCAUAUCCAGAGGCAUUUAUCAAGGAAGUGGACAAUACUUUCAAAUUCUGGGGCUCGGAUGAAGGUGAUUUCCUUCAUCCAGCUGAUUGCAUGCAACUCAUGCUCGAACAAGUUAGGCGUCACAAAGUCAAUAUCGAUGGCCAUAUUUGUACUGUGAUUGUAACCACCAUGGUGUUGGAGGGUUGGCAGCAGAAACUUGACCCAGCGUAUGAUUCCUUACAAGCUUUGCAAGCAUUGCUUUUCAAAGUCGAUUUGGUGGAUUCUCUCGCCUAUACAAUCGGAGGAGUAAUGGCCCCAUAAGCUGCCUCAUCAACAUGAAACAAAUUUAACGACAUUACUUCUUCGGGAGGUACACUAAUUUCGACAUUACUGACUUAUUAAUGGAUACUGAGAGGAACUAAUUCCUAAAACCAAAUUUUGUUUCGACGCUCUGUAUUACCAGGUGAUAUGUUGCUGUGUUUUCUUAGUAGGAAAAAUGGCUGUAGUUGUAGGUGCCUAUAGACAGAUAAAAUAGUACCAAUGCUUCUUGGGAUUGAAUGUUGUCAUUUGAGUUAGACAGCAUUUUUGAGUGCGAGGAAUAUCGGAAACAAACAAAUCAAAUAAACAUACCUCAGAAGUUAGAAUGUGAAUCUGGGGUGGGGUGUUCCAACUGCUUUAAGAAUUAAAAACAUUAUUAAGUGCAGCGUCAAUGAAACGACAUCCGGAGAGGAAUGACGAUGUCAUCAACGCUGCACUCAAUGAGGUUUUUAACCCCUCAAAUCUUGUUUGGUGCAUUGGAUUCAGUUCUAAAAUGUUAAUAUAGUGCUUUGACAGAGUACUAUUGUUGUAUCAACAUUGUACAUUUGUACUAUUCUUAUUGCUGCAUUGCAUACAGUUGAUGGAUUUGUUGUACUAAAA
This is a messenger RNA of Salvia miltiorrhiza (redroot sage), 2723 nucleotides long. RefSeq names its product ABC1 family protein YPL109C, mitochondrial-like. The record is from RefSeq and is a predicted model, not a curated record. Lineage: Eukaryota; Viridiplantae; Streptophyta; Magnoliopsida; Lamiales; Lamiaceae. The transcript is spliced from 5 exons. The coding region runs from base 246 to 2126 and encodes 626 amino acids.